AUGCUGGAUUCAGAGCUCAGCAGGACUUGGGACCGGUGCUUGGCGGAUGCAGUUGUCAAGAUAGGUACUGGUUUUGGUUUAGGACUCGUUUUCUCACUUACCUUCUUUAAAAGAAGAAUAUGGCCAGUAGCCUUUGGUUCUGGCAUGGGAUGGGGAAUGGCCUACCCCAACUGUCAGUGUGGUUUCCAGGCUCCUUAUCUUCUACAUGGAAAGUAUGUCAAGGAGCAGGAGCAGUGA
Molecule: messenger RNA, 237 nt
Organism: Eptesicus fuscus (big brown bat)
Lineage: Eukaryota; Metazoa; Chordata; Mammalia; Chiroptera; Vespertilionidae
Product: MICOS complex subunit MIC10-like
Exons: 2
Coding region: 1-237 (78 amino acids)
Cellular component (GO): MICOS complex; mitochondrion; mitochondrial inner membrane
Source: RefSeq, a predicted model, not a curated record